Messenger RNA from Cyphellophora attinorum, 1248 nucleotides. RefSeq names its product Hexokinase-1. NCBI's taxonomy places the organism in Eukaryota, Fungi, Ascomycota, Eurotiomycetes, Chaetothyriales, Cyphellophoraceae. The record is from RefSeq and is a predicted model, not a curated record. The transcript has 2 exons. Gene Ontology annotation, cellular component: mitochondrion; cytosol. The coding region runs from base 1 to 1248 and encodes 415 amino acids. Gene Ontology annotation, molecular function: D-glucose binding; mannokinase activity; glucokinase activity. Gene Ontology annotation, biological process: glucose 6-phosphate metabolic process; intracellular glucose homeostasis; glycolytic process.
AUGAGCAUGCUGAUCUAUCCUACUGCAGCCAAGGCCCUGCCGCCUACGCUAUCGUACGCGGAUGUCGAGCGGAAGCGGUCGUUCAAACCCCUCCAGACCUUUGCCGACGAAGUCGAUAGGGUGUUCCGCUACCCAUGUUCAAUUCGACGCAUGCUCAAGAUGUCUGCUGCGAUGAAGGAUCAAUUCCGGGAAAAGCUGCAAAAGAGUGAUGCCUGCAUGCUGCCGUCAUAUUGCCGCUCAGCAGGCAGUGAUGGAAUGAUCAUACACCACAUGACCUCCAACAAGAUCGACGAGCCCAUCAGACGGCUACGAGGCACAUUAUUCUUUGAAUGGAUGGCAGCAAAGAUUCAAGCUAUGCUGGCCGAGUGCCUUGAGGCGAGGCCCAAAGACCAGGUCAUUGCGCUCGGUCUCACAUGGAGUUUUCCUCUCGAACAGACGAGCUAUCGCACCGGCAAGAUUCAGGCGAUGGGAAAGGGAUUUCAGUGCGCUCACGAUAAUCUUGGGGCAGAUCUGGCCGCACUGCUCGAAAACGCUUGUACGACACUAGGGUUAGCCGUCCGUGUCGAGGCAAUCAUCAACGACGGAGCCGCGACUCUGCUCUCACAAGCCUACCUCGAGCCAACCACAUCAAUGGGCUUGAUUCUAGGUACCGGCACUAAUGCUGCCGCUUUCCUACCAACACUGUCGAUGGGCCGGUCAAAGUUCGGUUUGCGAAGUCCUUCAUGGUUCACACGAGCAGAGAAGGUCAUCGUCAACACGGAAUCGUCCAUGUUUGGCGGCGGUAUACUUCCCCGGAGUAAUUGGGACGAAGUUCUCAACCGCAACCACGCACUACCUGACUUUCAACCUCUGGAAUACAUGACCACUGGGCGCUACCUUGGCGAGCUCAUGCGGCUGAUCGUCCUGGACGCAGUGCAAUCCUGCAACAUGUUUGGUGGCACUAUUCCUGCCGAACUUCUGGAACCUUACAGCUUGGAUACUGCAAUACUUGCUCAGAUCGAAGAGGACCAGUCGUCGGAUAUGAAGGAUACAUCGGUGUUGCUUGUCCAGGCAUUUGGACUUCUCGAUCCACCCUCGCGCAGCAGCUCGCAUUCUUACGUCUGGUGGCCCACUCGAUAUCCAGGCGAGCAUCAGCUUACAUGGCAGUCGCGGUUCAUGCUCUGUGGAGCCUACAAAAGGAAACUUCGAUCACAUCGGAACCGACCACUACGGCAGCGAAAACAUCAAUUGCUUGCAACGGCAGUGUGA